GUUUAAAUUAUUGCUCUUAUCUUGUAAAUAAAGUAAUCAAAUCAUAAUAAAAAAAACUGAAGACUAUGUCGAAAAGACCAGAACACCAAGCCCCGCCUGAACUUUUUUACAAUGAAGAUGAAGCCAGAAAAUAUACACAGAACUCCCGAAUUAUCGACAUCCAAGCACAGAUGACUGAACGAUGCAUUGAAUUAUUAGUCCUACCUGAAGAUACACCAUGCCUACUUUUAGAUAUAGGGUGUGGAUCAGGUCUGUCAGGAACAGUGCUAGAAGAAAAUGGUCAUUUGUGGAUUGGACUUGACAUAUCUUCUGCUAUGCUAGAUGUUGCUUUGGAACGGGAAACUGAAGGUGAUUUGAUACUUGCUGACAUGGGUGAUGGGGUACCAUUCAAACCGGGUAGUUUUGAUGGUGCUGUAUCUGUUUCCGCAUUGCAAUGGCUCUUUAAUGCUGAUAAGAAGUCACAUCAACCUGUUAAAAGACUGUAUAAAUUCUUCAGCUCAUUAUAUGCUUCUUUGUCAAGGUCAGCAAGAGCUGUGUUCCAAUUCUAUCCAGAAAAUGAAAGCCAACUAGAACUUCUAACAUCACAAGCAAUGAAGGCCGGUUUCUAUGGAGGUGUUGUCAUAGAUUAUCCUAACUCUGCCAAAGCCAAGAAAUUUUUCUUGGUUCUUAUGACAGGGGGAUCAGCACCAUUACCAAAAGCUCUUGGUGUUGAUGAAGAAGACAGCCUUCAAGUAAAAUAUGCAAGACGAGAAGCAUGUAAAGGAGCAAGAGGUAAACCACUUAAGAAUACUAGAGCUUGGCUUUUAGAGAAAAAGGAAAGACGAAGGAAACAAGGAAAGGAAACAAAACCUGACACAAAGUAUACAGGAAGAAAAAGAAGUGGGAGAUUUUAAGAUUCAUUGUUAUUUUUAAUUUUUUGUA
Messenger RNA from Papilio machaon (common yellow swallowtail), 921 nucleotides. Its product is annotated as probable 18S rRNA (guanine-N(7))-methyltransferase. The record is from RefSeq and is a predicted model, not a curated record. Lineage: Eukaryota; Metazoa; Arthropoda; Insecta; Lepidoptera; Papilionidae. The transcript has 6 exons. Gene Ontology annotation, cellular component: nucleolus. Gene Ontology annotation, molecular function: rRNA (guanine) methyltransferase activity. Gene Ontology annotation, biological process: rRNA (guanine-N7)-methylation. Bases 66 to 893 code for a protein of 275 amino acids.